Messenger RNA from Closterium sp. NIES-67, 2209 nucleotides. Lineage: Eukaryota; Viridiplantae; Streptophyta; Zygnematophyceae; Desmidiales; Closteriaceae. The record is from the annotation of a GenBank genome assembly.
AACCUGACGAGAUCAUGUCAGCCAUGGAAGCAUUCAGGGCAGGGAGAUUCAGGGGAGUAUACAGUUCUGGGCAGUUGUAUGUCGCGCCGGUGGGAUUGCAAUGUGUGGACGGAAGGGCUCGGAGUUUUCCUUCCCAUCAGCCUGAACCUGAAGGUGGACUCGAUCUGACGAGGUUACACGGUCCGCUAUCUCGGAAGUAGGCUGGCUGGUCGUGUGCACCGCGGUGCGUGGUACCGUUCUGUACCGUUCUCCCUUCCUUUCCAGAAUUCUCUUGUUGACGAGGCCCGUGGUUCGUGCGCAGCUAUGGCGGUUACAGAUAUGGAUGCGAUGGCUGCCAUAGUGCGGCAUCCAUCGAAGGAUGGUCUGUGCUUAGGAACGCCGCGCAUCGCUGGCGCUUGGCAUCCAUGAUGCAAGGACCGAUCGACUGACUGGUGAUGGACCAGUCCUGGGAAACCAGUCUAUCACAAUGUACUGUAGGACUGGGAGCCGCAUGGUGUGGGUGCUGCCGCAUGGCCAUGACUGAUGACGACCUGUCCAUGACUCAUGACUCAUGACUCAGGUUGAACCUGGAGGCAGCAUCAUGCUCAUAGCCUGAUGCCAUGCCAUCCCUUCACACACACACAAUCCGUCCAAAUGUCAGAAGAACCAUUAGCCCUUACAUAAUUGCCCCUAACAUCCCUUUCUUGCCAGAACGUCUGGUAUCACAGCAUGAGCUCUUAUUACAUCACGGCCUAGCCUCAGCUAGAGCUCUCACCCUUCACCCCCUUGUACGAACCACGCCCUUACGAUGUCGCCCUUGACUCUUGUAUCAUUCUAGGCCCGCCUGGAGCAGAUUCCACGCUCUACGCCACGCCCUUCCCGUUCCCUCUAGUAGUUCCCCCCUAGUAUUCACUUCUUUCCUACUCUGAGUUGUCUCAGCUGCAUCUAGCAGGCGGAACCAGAGCCUAGUACUAGUCCGACUCCAGCUGCCGUUCGUUCAGCUGCCUUCUUUUGACUGAGCUCCACGCUGCACGCAACCGUUGCUCGUGACGAGCAACUGUCUCGCCGGCGCUACAAUCUGAAGCGCCAUUUAUUCCUCGGCGACUCGCUACGGGUCCGAAUCGGAGCUUCGGCUGACAAGCUCAAGAAGCUGCUCGAACGACUCAGAAAGAUUCUCCGAUUCCGGCGAUUCGUUUCAUUCGGCCAAAAUUCAGGAGAUGAUGGGUCAGGCGCGAUGCGAUGAUGACAAGCCACGGCCUCGCAGGAAUCAUGAUGGUUCCUCUGACAUCAGCAGCAGCAUCCAUCAGCAGCUUGCCACGUCACGGCCGAAUCACGCUGCUGUUACGCCCCGGGCCAUGUCAAGCCAUUCACUCGCAAGCCCUCCGUCAACACAUCGACUUCCCCAAGAUUGCGGUACUACUACUACCCUCAACGCCGCCUUGAAGCAGCGAAACUUCCAUUCCGGCGACGAUACUAAUACCCAAGAUUCCACCACUGAAGCCUCGGCGGCAUCAAGCCGCGUCUCCUGCUGGUGCGUCUACCCGACGAGAUCCAACGCGUACUGGCGCAAGUCGCUGCAAGCAGGGGACGAUGGCGCCGACGUCGCAGGUGGUCCUAAAACGUGUGCGUGCUCGGACGCGGCUCGCGCGUGCGACCCCGAUUGGGUGGACGACGCGCGGUCGCGCAUUCGUCGCGCCGCGCUGGAGGUAAUCGAGGCGCAUAAGAAAUUCCAGGAGCACGACAGGAGGGUAAGUAGGGCGGAGCAUGAAUCGCGGCUCAGAAGGCUAACCUACUCUGACGAAGCUGCCAGCUCCAGUGGAGACGCUACUACUGUGUCGGGAUCUAUCCGCGAUAGUAGCAUUUGUUCGUGGAGCAAAACUAGCAGCAGAGCGAGCAGCAGACCCAGCAGCAGAGCAAGCAGCAGAAUGAGCAGCAGAGCGAGCAGCAGGAGCAGCGACUGGCCAGAUUUUCCAGCACUGGAGUUCUACCAAGCAACAGAGCAGAACGACGGAAAUUCACUAACAGAACGAAACAAUAACAGAGAUUGUAGUAACAGUAAGGUCUGUCGAGGAAGAAGGCGGCUAGUGGGGACUGCUCGAUGGCUGUCCGAAAUGGUUUCUGCUAGCUUCACCAUGCCGAAACUCGCCUAGGGGGUAGUUGAGGGGAGGCACACGAGAUGAAACCGAAGUACUUACGUGUAAAAUAUGACUGAAUGUAUAUGCAUGCACCU